Messenger RNA from Corythoichthys intestinalis (scribbled pipefish), 4020 nucleotides. It is a transcript of the gene src, whose product is annotated as v-src avian sarcoma (Schmidt-Ruppin A-2) viral oncogene homolog. Gene Ontology annotation, biological process: bone resorption; negative regulation of extrinsic apoptotic signaling pathway; innate immune response. Gene Ontology annotation, molecular function: signaling receptor binding; ATP binding; non-membrane spanning protein tyrosine kinase activity. The record is from RefSeq and is a predicted model, not a curated record. Bases 407 to 2065 code for a protein of 552 amino acids. The transcript is spliced from 14 exons. Gene Ontology annotation, cellular component: extrinsic component of cytoplasmic side of plasma membrane. NCBI's taxonomy places the organism in Eukaryota, Metazoa, Chordata, Actinopteri, Syngnathiformes, Syngnathidae.
AAACCACGCCUCUUUCCCCAGCUCUGACACAUCCCGGUGUUUUGGACGGAACUGGCUCUUCCUGGGCUGACACUGACGCUUUUUCACAAAACACUUUUUGACUGGAACGUAUUUUUGUUUUGUUUUUACUGGGUGGAAAUGUUCGCGCCAAUUUGGAGCUUCCCUGCGCUAUGACUUCAGCCCACCGGCUCCCCCUCGUCGACUUUCAAUCGUGGCACGGAGAGUGGCUGUUGUUCUUCCCUCUUUUCAACCCUUGUUCCAAAAAAAAAGCCCAAUUUGAGGAGCGAGGACGUUUUGGGCCUCUGUCUCUCUCAUCUCCCUGCGCGUGCGUUCAUGUUUUGAUUUGAGAAGUGAUCGGAACCAGAAGAGACCACCACAUACCUCCACGAGUGGGUUGGGACUCAUAAUGGGGACAUCCAAAAGUAAGCCCAAAGAUACGGGUCCACGCACCGUCAGCCUCGAUGCCAACCUCAGUUCUGGAGGCUCCGGUGGUCUACACCACAACUCUGCUCAACAGUCCUUAACUCCAAGUCGUAGCGCCACUGUGGAGGGAGGCCUUAGUGGCAACCAUUCUGUGAGUAAUAAGGCCGAACUGGCCCUGUUUGGCGGUGUGGACAGUGGUAGCCUCAACUCCUCUUCGAGUAGAAUCACACUAGCAGGAGGUGUAACAACCUUUGUGGCAUUGUAUGACUACGAGUCUCGAACAGCUUCUGAUCUGUCAUUCAGAAAGGGGGAACGCCUGCAGAUAGUCAACAACACGAGGAAGGUGAACUGCAGAGAGGGUGAUUGGUGGCUAGCACGCUCCCUGACCACCGGUGAGAGCGGAUAUAUUCCCAGCAAUUACGUGGCUCCAUCGGACUCUAUCCAAGCAGAAGAUCAUCUCAGACUGACUGCAGAGUCCAGGUGGUACUUUGGCAAGAUCACUCGCCGUGACUCAGAGAGGCUCCUGCUAAGUUUGGAGAACAGAAGAGGAACAUUCCUGGUGAGAGAAAGUGAGACCACUAAAGGUGCUUAUUGUUUGUCUGUGCUGGACUACGAUAACACCAAGGGGCUGAAUGUGAAACACUACAAGAUCAGAAAGUUGGACAGCGGUGGCUUUUACAUUACUUCCCGCACGCAGUUUAGCACUCUGCAGCAACUUGUCAAUCACUACCGCAAACACGCAGACGGACUAUGCCACAGUCUGACCGACAUCUGUCCAGUGCUGAAGCCUCAGACUCAGGGCUUAGCCAAGGAUGCGUGGGAAAUUCCCAGAGAGUCACUUCGUCUAGACCUCAAGCUCGGACAGGGCUGCUUUGGAGAGGUUUGGAUGGGAACAUGGAACGGUACAACCCGUGUGGCAAUCAAAACGCUGAAACCUGGGACCAUGUCUCCAGAAGCAUUCCUGCAGGAGGCCCAGGUCAUGAAGAAGCUAAGGCACGAGAAGCUGGUUCAGCUUUACGCCGUGGUGUCAGAGGAGCCCAUCUACAUUGUCACUGAGUACAUGGGAAAAGGUAGUUUACUGGAUUUCCUAAAAGGUGAAAUGGGCAAGAUGCUCCGACUCCCUCAGCUGGUGGACAUGGCAUCACAGAUUGCCUCUGGGAUGGCAUAUGUGGAGAGGAUGAACUAUGUGCACAGAGACCUGAGAGCCGCCAACAUCCUGGUGGGAGAUAACCUGGUGUGUAAAGUGGCUGAUUUUGGCUUGGCUCGCCUCAUCGAGGAUAACGAAUACACAGCGAGACAAGGAGCCAAAUUUCCCAUUAAAUGGACAGCUCCGGAGGCGGCUCACUAUGGACGCUUCACCAUUAAAUCUGAUGUCUGGUCAUUCGGGAUCCUGUUGACUGAACUGGCCACCAAAGGAAGAGUGCCAUAUCCAGGUAUGGUAAAUCGCGAGGUUCUGGACCAGGUGGAGCGCGGUUACAGGAUGCCGUGCCCUGCAGAGUGCCCUGAAUCUCUGCACGACUUGAUGCUGACAUGUUGGAAGAAAGAUCCAGAGGAAAGGCCCACCUUCGAGUACCUGCAGAGCUUCCUGGAGGAUUACUUUACUUCCACUGAGCCUCAGUACCAGCCCGGCGAGAACUUGUGAGGCAGCAGGCACCUAAAAGAAUGAAUAAAACUGGGAUCAAAGGCAGCAACAUUUCAGGCCAAUCAGCAGCAACUUCCAGUCUUGUUCAAUGUGACCGCCACAAAGACCACAGUGUUCCAAAGGAGGGCUUCUCUUGUGCUCUUUUAAUCAUACACUUGAGUUUUUGUCUCUUUUCUAAUGUUGGUGACAUCGACGCAAAAAAAAAAAAAAACAUUGUUGAAAAGUGAAACUAGCUAUUUUUCCUCCAUUUUUGAUGAACGCUGGCUUGUUGUCUUCCAUUUUUUAAUUAUGCUCAGCAGACUGCAAUGAGCUGGAAUGAAUUCAGCUACAAACCUUUCGCUUUCUUCUACAAUUUCUUUUGGGUGUGGCUGACACCUCGCAAUUGGAGGCAGAGUCUCCCUCAAAUCAAGUGUGACGAAAGAAAUGGCUACUGAUAAAGUUCAGCUCAGGAUGGAGAAGAAGAAAUAAAAAAUGUGUGUGCCAAUGUUUUUCUAGGCCCAUCCACUGUGCAAAGGUACUCAAGUGACUUUUUUGGUCACGCUUUGUCAAGCUUAUUUCACUGCUAUUGAUGGCAAUAGACGUCCGGUCCAAACAUGAUCAUUCAAUGACAGCCCUCCUAACCCAAAUAGAUUAGAUGUCUAUUGCCGUCAGUGACAGCACAUGAGUUAUUAGCAGGUGAAUCUGAAAUCCCUUAUUUUUGGGCCACUUCCAUUUUGUAUUCAAUGCUAGCACAACCAUACACUGGAAUAAUGAGCCUCUUGCUGGCCUAACUAUUGAUGAUGUGUUUAUGCUUGAGAUUAGUGUGUACGGGGCCUAAGAGGAAGCCCUCCCAUGUACUUCAGGCACGGCAAAUUAUUUGGCAUCUUGAAAUAAAUGCAAUUGUAAAUAUACUGAAUGUUUAUAAUUUGUAUAAUUACACAUAUAAUUUUUAUAAUUUAUUUCUUUUAAAAAAUAACGCUUUUUGCAUUUAGCAUCUCAUAAUUGCGCUGUAUCUGGGCCACAUGGAAAAGAAAAAUGAUAUGAAAAAAGUCUCAAUGUGAAAAGAAUAGCACAAAAGAUUUACCACAAUAUAGUUAAUGUGGGAAUCUACAGUAAAUCAUAAUGCAAUGAAUAGUCAUUUAUUUAGGAUUAUAUACGGUCUUAACAUAAAGCAUCAACAUAACCUGUAUUUUCUCAUAUUGCAAUUUAUUUCCUCAUUAGAUACCAGUUUUACUUUUAUAUUACAACUUAAUUCUCAACAUUGCACCGCCUGUAAAUUCAUUGUAUUUUUCUUUUCACUGUGGCCACCCAAUACUCCAUACAUAAUCUUUAAUCUUUUCAGUACCUUUCUGAAAUAUGUUAUGUUUAAGAUGUGCUUACAAUGAAAACACUUUUGUGUUGCAGUAAUAAUUAUUUAUGCAUGUAUUUCUGUGAAAACUUUAUUGGUUGUUUUUGGAGAAAAACAACAGUACUGAUCUUCCAACAGCCAUACAUGUUUACAUGUUGAUUAUGUUCUAAAUCGUUCUGGUGAUGCAUGAGCAGAUGGAUUGGCAUUCAGACUGAGGUACGCGCGCUUGUUGCAGCAAUAAAAUGAUUCAUUUGCGAGUUGUAGCAUCAUCUCAACCCUGUAAACUCAUUUUGAUCUUAGUUUGGUUAUUUGCCUCAAUUGUGUUUUCACAAAGAAAAAUGUUGAAAUAUACAUGCAAAAGAAGGGCCAUAUUGCAAGUUUGCUUCCUUGUCGACCAGACGAAAACAGUUACUGUGGGGUUAUAUUACUCUUCUCAGACUAUGCAGACUUGUGUGCGUGCAUGCAUGUACAGUAUAUAAAAUUUACAUACUGGAUAUGUGUACACACACACUGGUGAUACCGCUGCGGUACAUAUUCUUUUCUACUGUAUUCAAUGGAAAUGAGAUUAUAGCUUUUUGGUAACUCCUCAAUAUUGUUCAGAUUUUAAAAGUUUGCUUGAAUAAAAAGA